This is a messenger RNA of Exophiala mesophila, 2343 nucleotides long. RefSeq lists its product as uncharacterized. The transcript has 3 exons. NCBI's taxonomy places the organism in Eukaryota, Fungi, Ascomycota, Eurotiomycetes, Chaetothyriales, Herpotrichiellaceae. Gene Ontology annotation, biological process: regulation of glucose metabolic process; protein phosphorylation. The coding region runs from base 138 to 1472 and encodes 444 amino acids. The record is from RefSeq and is a predicted model, not a curated record. Gene Ontology annotation, molecular function: pyruvate dehydrogenase (acetyl-transferring) kinase activity. Gene Ontology annotation, cellular component: mitochondrion.
GCGUAGUUAUGACUCCCACUGACAGCCCACCACUGUACCACCACCACUCGACCUGAUCUCGAGACAUGUUUGAGUGACGGGAGAAACGUGGUCAUCACCAACACUCCUGCACACUUCCCUUUUGCAUCUGACAUGAAAUGCUCGGGGUCAAACUCUUCAACUGGCCCCGAGCCAGAUUAACAUUAGGUCCGCACCUUACACAUGCGCCUGGCCGCCGCUGGUUGUCCAAAGCCACCUCCUCCAACCCAGCCAGAGGACCACCCAUAUGGAGGCCAACAUCGGUCCUUGACGAUUGGGUCGAUCGACCAGUUCGUCCCAUCAGUUUACGACAACUCUUCUUCUUUGGGCGCACCUUAACAGAGAGUCGCUUGCUCAGUUCAGCCAACUAUGUCCGCACCGAGCUGCCUACACGGCUGGCGCACCGGCUUCGAGAGAUGCAACGGCUGCCCUACGUUGUCGUCACCAACCCUAACCUCUCCAUGGUCUACGAGCUCUACUACAAAUCAUUUGAAAGCUUCCGCCGCUUCCCAGUCAUAAGAACAGUGGAGGAGAAUGAUGCCUUCUGCAAGGUGAUUGGGGAUAAUCUAAAAGAACAUCUAUCUGUCAUACCCAACCUGGUCGUGGGCGUUCUCGAGUGUCAGGACCUUGUGUCACCAGACACCAUGGACAACUUUGUUCAGGCCAUGUUGAGAGCUCGCAUUUCAAGGCGGGUCAUUGCUGAACAACAUCUCGCUCUCACUGAGACCUAUAACUCACCAUGGCAUGUGGCUCAACCGAGCUCAGAGAACGAAUUCGUUGGCGAGGUGCUCCUCAGGUGCAACGCCAAAGACGUUAUCGAGAGAUGCGGUCGACUCACACAGGAUAUGUGUCGAAGCCCUGAUGGCUCCGGCCCACAGGUACCAGAAAUCAAGAUCCUCGGCCACACGACAGCCACAUUUCCAUACGUGCUCAGCCAUCUCGAAUACAUCAUUGGAGAGUUGUUGCGGAAUUCUCUACAGGCGGUCAUGCAUCGAUUUAGUGAUCCCCAACAGACACCUCCACCGGUAGAGGUCUUGAUCUGUGAAGCACCACAGAACGUGGUGAUCCGCAUCUCCGACCAGGGUGGAGGUAUCCCACGCGACAUCAUUCCGUUUCUGUGGUCUUUUAAUAAAGGGCCUAGAAGUGCCUCAAGACUACAGAAUUUCAAGGAUGUGCCAACCUUGGCAGCGACCAUGCAGGAAAUUCGACUCCCCUCGAGCGAGAGGGUGAGCACAAAGUUUCGGGACUCGUCUCUCAGUAGUCUCACUUCCAGACCACCCGAUUUCCGACUAGGAAUGGGAUUGCCCAUGAGCCGUGUCUAUGCCGAGUACUGGGCUGGUGGGCUGGAGCUACACAGUCUAGAAGGGUACGGCGUGGACGCCUUCUUGCAGAUUUCCAAGCUGGGAAACCAGAACGAACAAUUGACGUCGCGAGCGAGUAUGGAUGCAGUUUAGAGCAUUAAUGUCGACUCGGAGGUCAUUUCAUUCAACUAGCAAAACAUGUACAAGGUCGUCGCUAUAGACCUGUGGAACUGACAACAUGGGAUAUGAACCAUUUCAAUGGAACAGUUCAAGACGUCUCUGUGCAAUGACUAACCAGUCAGAAACAGGUUUUCAAGAUUUGAGAGUAUGUAUAUGGUCACCAGAGCGGUUUCGAGAACGGUCAGACAUUGCCUUUAACCUCAUACCCUGCCAGCAAGCAUCUUGCAUUGCAAGAAGCAUAGACACAAGCGUCGCGCGGCUGGGUUUUCGGUUUACCAGAGGUGAUAUUCUCAUCAGACGUUCGGGGGACAAAGUCAAGGGCAAGAAGACAAGGAGGCAAGAUGGACACACAUUUUAAAGAAUGACUCUCUCUGGAGGUGGAUGUGGAUGAUAGAAUGGGCGAGUUUUCACGUCAUGUUCCGUCAAUCAGGUCAUCACCGCAUCAUGGCAGCCAUGGGGCCCUCGUGAUGAUGGUUUUAGAUGCGGAUUGUGUAAUGACACAUUGGUCUCGACACACUCAUCGGAGUCGCCAGCUUCACGGUGACGAGGAUUGCAGCUGAUGAUGAUUUGAGUUGGUGGUCUAGAGGAGAGAAAAGAAAGGAUUGAAGUGUGAGAGUGCGAAGGAAAAAGAUGUUGUCCAGGGAGGGGCCAGGCCUAUUUGGGAUUAGCUUAAUACGGCGACUCUUUUUGUCGCGUGCUGCAAUUCCAAGGGCAGGCGUGGCAGGCAUGGCAGGGCAAAUCUGCUCUGCAGUAGUAGUACGGUGUAACUUUUAAUGCGUCCAGCAUUAAAUAAUUGUUAGCGAGCCUGAGGUGCCCAGGUGUGAGGGCCCUCGGGCCAUUUGAC